Molecule: messenger RNA, 414 nt
Organism: Propithecus coquereli (Coquerel's sifaka)
Lineage: Eukaryota; Metazoa; Chordata; Mammalia; Primates; Indriidae
Product: histone H3.1
Exons: 1
Coding region: 4-414 (136 amino acids)
Cellular component (GO): nucleosome
Molecular function (GO): structural constituent of chromatin; DNA binding; protein heterodimerization activity
Source: RefSeq, a predicted model, not a curated record
CAAAUGGCUCGUACUAAGCAGACUGCUCGCAAGUCCACCGGGGGUAAGGCGCCGCGUAAGCAGCUUGCCACUAAGGCGGCCCGCAAGAGCGCCCCGGCCACCGGCGGCGUGAAGAAGCCCCACCGCUAUCGCCCGGGCACCGUGGCCUUGCGCGAGAUCCGUCGCUACCAGAAAUCGACUGAACUGCUGAUUCGAAAGCUGCCUUUCCAGCGCCUGGUGCGGGAGAUCGCGCAGGACUUCAAGACCGACCUGCGUUUCCAGAGUUCGGCGGUGAUGGCGCUGCAAGAGGCUUGUGAAGCCUACCUGGUGGGCCUGUUCGAGGACACCAACCUGUGCGCUAUCCACGCCAAGAGAGUGACCAUCAUGCCCAAAGACAUCCAGCUCGCGCGCCGCAUUCGUGGGGAAAGGGCAUAA